Messenger RNA from Larimichthys crocea (large yellow croaker), 3086 nucleotides. Its product is annotated as 3-mercaptopyruvate sulfurtransferase. The coding region runs from base 149 to 1036 and encodes 295 amino acids. The transcript has 3 exons. The record is from RefSeq and is a predicted model, not a curated record. NCBI's taxonomy places the organism in Eukaryota, Metazoa, Chordata, Actinopteri, Sciaenidae. Gene Ontology annotation, cellular component: mitochondrion. Gene Ontology annotation, molecular function: thiosulfate-cyanide sulfurtransferase activity.
UUAUUAAUGACGCAUCUUGAAUGCGUGCUGUGCGGUGUUUGCACAUUUUGCAGGCGCAAAGUUCACAGUUUGCAGAGAACAUGGAGUUCACGCUUUCUGCAUGUUUAACAUUUCCCUCUAGCGCUCACGGCUUGUAUUUGUACCCAUCAUGGCGGCUCAGACCCGGGCUCUGGUGUCGGGACAGUGGCUGUCGGAUGCGAUCAGAAACAACCUGAUCGGACCGAAGCUCCGCGUUCUGGACUCGUCAUGGUAUCUACCGAAAACCAAACGGGACCCGAGGGCUGAAUUUGCGCAGAGGCACAUCCCGGGCUCGUCGUUUUUUGACAUAGACCAAUGCAGCGAUAAAAGCUCCGAGCUGGAUCACAUGCUGCCAACUUCCAGACACUUCUCCGAGUAUGUUGGAGAUCUGGGCAUCGGCAACGACACGCACGUCGUCGUGUACGACACCAGCGACUUCGGGGCGUUCAGCGCGCCCCGCGUCUGGUGGAUGUUCCGGCUGUUCGGGCACGGCUUGGUGUCGGUGCUGGACGGUGGGAUGAAGAACUGGUUGGCUGAGGGCCGUCCUGUCACAUCCGAGCACUCCAAACCGGAGAGCAGAGAGUUCAAGGCGACUCUGAACCAGGCGUGGGUGAAGAGCUAUGAGGACGUGCUGGAAAACAUCGGCACCAAGCAGGUCCAAACUGUGGAUGCAAGGUCUGCAGGGAGGUUCAGAGGAACCGAGCCCGAACCCAGAGAUGACACGCUGCCGGGUCAUUUCCCCGGUACCAUCAACAUGCCGUUCCCGUCUUUCAUGGACGCCUCUGGAAAAGAGCUGGGAACUGACCAACUGUCCAAACUGUUCAAAGAGGCCGGGGUGGACCUGGAGAAACCACUGUGGGCUACCUGUGGGUCCGGUGUCACGGCGUGUCAUGUUGUUCUGGCUGCUCACCUGCUGGGACACCCCGGGGUGUGUGUUUAUGACGGAUCCUGGUCUGAAUGGUUUAAAAGGGCGACUCCAGAGCACAUCAUCUCAGAGGGGGAAGGGAAGAAGGUGUGAAGGGACGAGUACAGGGGUGUAGUGUAGUGAUAGUCCAUGUUUCAUCUGAAACAUUCAGUGAAAAUCUCCUCUAUACUAUGCAACUCAUCUAAUUUUGCAUCACACAACAGUUGCACAAUUUAGAAAAGGUUCACACUACCCUGAAAUGACUUCACUGUUACAAAAAGUGCAAUUAUUCUCAAGAUUCAUGUCUAAAAAAUUUGUGUCAAAUGUUCACUUUUCUCAGAGGAGGAGUUAAUGUGAACAUAUUUGUGAAUCCUUUCACAAAUAUUGCAUUAAAUGCAAACACAAAACUUCAAAAUCUGGAUAACACUGGAAGAAAACGACUGACAUUGUUUCCCAUAAUCCCCCUGGGACUGUGAGGGAGAUUAUCAGUAUUUGUUCAGUGUAUGUAUUUUGCCCUUCUGUUAUCAGAGGCUAGCUACUGAAUAGGGAAGUUUUUCCUUCAUGUAUGACCAAGCGGCAACCUCAAACAUCCACUUUAGGCUGGAUACAGAACGAGUCAGUCUCCGUAAGUCCCCAUGUUAAAAUGUCCAGCAUAGCAGAAAUAAACAUGUUUACAGCCUGGUACAAAAAAAAUAGUUUUAGUCUUGAGAGCUAAGUCUGAAGUUUUAUAGAACUCACCCGUUCAAAUUAGGUUGAGGCUUAAAGUUAUGCAUAAUUAACAGCUUGGCUGCUUUAAUUGACAGGUGGGUGCUGUUAGAUGGCGUGUUUGAGCUCCUGGGCAUUUUAAAAAGGGAAGUCCUUGUUUUGCUACAGAAAGAUAAAGGUCACAUUUUUCCCUUUUAAAAUAUGCCAAGCUCUUGACAUGAGUAAAAACUUCUUUAUUCAGUAACUAGAAAUGUAAAUAUUUUGCUUUGUUAGAGGCUCAUCUGUGACAAAAGGGCAAAAUACACACACUGAACUAAUAUUGAUCUCCUUCACAGUCUGUGGGAUUAUAUAUUAUAUCGUUUUGGUCGUAUUCUUCCAGUGUUGUAUAGAUUUUCAGAAGUCAAAAUGUUUUGCUUUUGUAUUUUCACCUCAUAACAUAUUUUAGACGUGACCUUUAUCCUCGUGUAGCAAAGCAUUGAACUUCCCUUUAAAAUAUGUCAUGACAUGGAGGAUGUCAGAUGACAGGGCAAAAUACAUACAUACAUAUAAAUACAUACAUACAUAUUAUAGGAAACAAUUUUCUUUUAUUCUUUGCAGAGUUUGAUUCAAAUCAAAUGUUUUAUUUUGUAUUUUCGUCUCAUAACAUUUUAAUUUCAUCGUGAGUAAACUGUUGGAGAAGAAAAUUCAACUUAAUGUGAAAAAAUUAGGCAGAUAAAAAGGCCUACAGAAAGACUGCAGCUUCUUUUGCUGAGAUGCAAAAAAAAAAAAAAAAAAAAAAAUUGGGAUGCUGACGCAGACGAAAUCAAAACCAGUUCAGUCCGGUUCCUGUGCUUGAUUUGAGGUGUCUGGCAAGAUGCCCGAUUUUCAAGACAAAGUUUGAGUUUGUCUAUUUUAGGUUUUGUUUUACCAUGUCGGAACUAUGCACAGUCUUACAAUGUGAAGUAUUUGACUCGUAUGUAACCUGAAAAUACUAAUGUGAAGAAUAAUUAAGAAAUUCCUGAGUCCUAUUUUGAGAGUGGCUUUGAAGAUUGCAGUCAAAGCUGUGCACCUAUUCCAACCUGAAUCGUGUUUUUGUUACAAGCGAUCUGGCGUCUUUGAAUUGUUACACAUGGUGACUAACAAGUUAUCUAAAACACUGUUUAUGAUGUCAGCUGUUGCUAUGUUGCACUGAGGUGAAAAGCAAACUGUACAGACCAGAACAAAAGAGCGUUACUGAUGGGCAAAACAGAACGAACAAGUCAUUUUGAACAAUUCUUCUCAAACUGUGGACUUUGCCAAACCUCCACCCUGUGAUGGACAGCGCCUUUAUUGGGGUCUAUUUAGCUUCUGACACUCAUCCACUGAUGCAUUAGUCAUUUUCAAGCAAUGCUAAAGCACCAUAAAACACCACUGUAGCUGCUAAGACAUGUUUCUGUAUUUUUGUUAAAGUAUUGUCAAUAAAUUCGAAGCUAUUAGAAAA